ACCUUGACCUACACGCCUAGCAACGAUCGUAUCCUGCCCAGCCCUUCGCAUCUGCAUCUGAAGAUCAAGAACACUUCGGCUAUCCCUCUGCGUGCCGCCUACCUCCACGGCCCCUACACCCUACACGUUGCCGCAUAUCCCGCCUCGUUCAACCCCAAUCACAAGGUCGAGGAUCCGCAAAAGGAGGGCGUGCCGGACUUUGAGCCACUGCUCAAAGCAGGUUCGAGCUGGUCCACCAAGCUGACCGUUCCCGAGAACAUCCGAGAGACGGGCAACACUUUCGCGUCCGGCCACCAGAACCGCGUUUCGCAAGAUGCCCACAGAGACGACAAGAAGGGUCCGCCAAGUGUCACAUGGAUAAUCGAGAUUGCCUCGCAGAUCUUGUUUUCCAACACGGCCGCUGUUCAUUUCGAGCUCUUGGUCGGUCGGGAUGAACGAAGCUUAGACCUUGGAUUUGCAGCCGUCGCUGGCCACGGUCAUGGCACUCCUGGACAAGUACACGACCACCAGAAGGACAAACGUAGAGACAAUGUUGGCCAACAAAAAGGUCUUUACUCGCGUGCUGUCAAACUCGUAGUCGAGGACACUCAAGCGCUCUGGGACAAGCCUGCUCUACCUUCCAACGAUGUUCGCAAAGACACUCGAUCAUCAAAAGAGUCGGUUCGUAAGUCAAAAGAAACGAAGACCAGCCCCGAAGAGGCCAAAGAGAACACUCCCAAAAAGAAGAAGAAGAAAAUUCAUCUGGUUGUUCUCACCCAUGGUCUCCAUAGCAACAUCGGUGCCGACAUGCUUUACAUGAAAGAGAGUAUAGAUGCGACUGUCAGGCAAGCAAGGAUCGAUGCAAGAAACAGGAGGGCUGCCUACAAAAAAUCACAAAAUAAAUCUGCCUCUUCAACAGACCAGCCAGACCCGUCAACUGACGACAAGCCCAACGAGGAAGCCACAACUGCACCUCUGACAGGAGGCCAAGAAGAUCUCGAUGACGAUGGCGAUGACGACGAAGAACAAGUCAUUGUGCGUGGCUUCAGCGGCAAUGCUGUCAAGACCGAGAAAGGCAUUCAGUAUCUUGGAAAGCGACUUGCCAAAUUUGUGCUGAAUUUUACUUAUCCGGAUCAACCAUUUCAACCAGUCAAAAAGUCCAUGACAAGAUCCUUCACCGAUCAGUUCAAAUCUCAGGCCACUAAGAACGCACGAGAUGGCGAACCUGCGCAUCAUGGAAGUAGCAUCCACCACGACGACAGCAAUACCGAAGAUCUUCCUUACACCUUUACUAGCAUCAGCUUCAUUGGGCAUAGUCUUGGAGGUUUGAUACAAACAUAUGCUGUUGCUUACAUCCAGAAGCAUGCGCCGCAUUUCUUUGAACAAAUUCACCCUAUCAAUUUCGUUUGUAUGGCUUCUCCCAUGCUUGGAUUGAGUAAUGAGAACCCCAUGUAUGUAAAAUUCGCCUUGGAUUUUGGUCUUGUUGGACGUACUGGACAAGAUCUCGGUCUGACGUGGCGCGCUCCUAAUAUUGCAAAGUCUGGCUGGAACGCUAUGAUGGGAGGGUUUGGAGCCGGCUCGAAACAGGAGCAUCAGGAAGACCCAGGAGCAAAGCCUCUCUUGCGUAUUCUGCCUACCGGUCCUGCUCAUACAGUCUUACGCAUGUUCCGCAACAGAACUGUGUAUUCAAACGUCGUCAAUGAUGGUAUCGUACCGCUGCGGACUAGUUGUCUGUUGUUCCUCGAUUGGGGUGGUCUUGGUAAGGUUGACAAGGCACGUCGCGAGAACGGUCUGAUAGGUACAUUGGCUGAGUUUGGAUGGGCUGAGCUUACCGGCGCCAAUGCAUUGCCCAAAGCGCUCAAAAACAAUGGUGUAGGAAGCGGCAUUGGGACCGAAGAUGAAGGGUCUGGUGCUGAUACACCAACUGGAAAACAAGGCGACGAUGUUCCUCAGCCGCAUACAGAAGCGACGGCAGAUGACAAUCGAAACUCCACAACAUCUGCUACAGAACCCGCAGCAGGGCAAUUCUUGAGACCUCACGAUCGUGGAAGUGCAGACACUUCGACGCACGCAGCAAACCAAAGUGGCGGACUUCUCAAUGGAUUCUUCAACUUUUUCCGUCCUGCGCCCUCACCCGAACGCCCAUCCUCGAAAACUAUAAAGGCAGUGCGCCGUGGCCAGACUGUCGAUGUCAGAGCCCACGAUGAAACCGAUGACGCCACCCUGGAUGAAGGACCUCAACGAAGAGCUCGCCGAAACAGUAGAGGUACAACAGACAACCCGACAAUGAGGCCAAGUAAGCGUCCAGUGGCAACACGCGGCGGAUCUAUGAAUUCCAAUCCCGAUACACAAGCACCUCCAAGUACAUCCAUCUUUGAGGCGGCUAGCGAUAUUCUUCAUCCCCCUAUCCCAUCGACAACUUGGCUCAUUGACCCAGCGUCUCGGGAGCGCACCAUAUUCCACGACAGAAUUUACCACCCCGAGGAUAUCCCACAGCCACCGGUGAAGCGUCCCAGUAGACUUUCACGCUCAUUCUCUUCGGACUCUGCAACGAUGAGAUCAUCGCAAUCUCGUGAUGACACGGCUUCGGUUGAUCUUGGAAACAUGAAGGUCGAGGAGAAGAUCGCUCGAGCAUACCAUAAGGAUUUGUCCUGGCGCAAGGUCUUGGUGCGUCUUGAGCCUGAUGCACACAACAACAUGAUCGUGCGAAGAAUGUUUGCAAAUGCUUAUGGUUGGCCUGUGGUCAAACAUCUUUGUGAUACGCAUUUCGGAGACACUUUCACCGCUACUACAAGAGACGAAGAUGAGCCAGCUGUCGACCGUGCCAAAGAUUACUCAAAGGCUGAUCAUGGAGCUGGUGAAGAAGUUCAAGGGCAGAAUGAGCGAAAACCGCUCCAGAGACGUGCUUCAGAUAUGCGCGAAGCCCGAGACGAGCUGAAACCACUUCAAGAGAGUACCGACGGUGCCCUCAAGCACAAACUCAAUCCACAGGGUUCUGCUGUAUGGGAUGAUAUCUAUUUCGAGGGCAGCGACGAUGAAGAUGAUGAGGACGAAGGAUAUGCAGCCAAGGUACAGAGGUUUCUACACCUGAAUCAGAAUGAAGGCGAUGGAGCAACUUGGAUAGGAGGUGGUGGUGUUCCAAAACAAAGCACCGACAAGACAACUCAUCCUGCCAAGAAACGCCAGUCGACUGAGGUGCAUCGUGGUCUGGGACCCACCAGAAGCCAUGAGCCAUAUUCUCCUCGCGUCUCUACAUCCUCAAAUAAUGGACCGGUGUUGUCAUCUGACUCGGCCAGCGGGGAAUUUACAGGCAAGGCGAUGACCGAAGAACCGCCCAGUAUGAGUGCUGGAGAGAGUAUACUAAGUAAUGCAAAGCGCAACAGUACGACUGGGGUGGGCUUGCAAAAGCCCAUCAAGGAAGUUGUAGCCAAACCGAAUGUUGACAAUGAGACAGGUGUUGGUGAGGAAGUCGCUCGCAAGGCAAAUAUAGCAUCGUAG
This is a messenger RNA of Aureobasidium melanogenum CBS 110374, 3477 nucleotides long. Its product is annotated as DUF676-domain-containing protein. Gene Ontology annotation, molecular function: monoacylglycerol lipase activity. The transcript has a single exon. NCBI's taxonomy places the organism in Eukaryota, Fungi, Ascomycota, Dothideomycetes, Dothideales, Saccotheciaceae. The annotation marks the transcript as partial. The record is from RefSeq and is a predicted model, not a curated record.